UAGAGAUUAAGCACACCCGAUUCAGUGAGAAUCAACGCUCGCUCGCAUUCAAAUGGCGGCAAAGUUCUUCCUCCUUGCCCUUCUGGCUCUGUCGUUUUCCCGUGCCCGUGCCUCGGACCCGAGCCAGCUCCAGGAUUUCUGUGUCGCUGACAGGACAUCCCAAGUUUUUGUCAAUGGAUUUGCAUGCAAGGACCCGAAGACUGCCGUGGUAGAAGACUUUCACUUCUCUGGCCUUCACAUGGCCGGGAACGCGAGCAACAAGCAAGGCUCCGCUGUGACGGCGGUUAAUGUGGCGCAUAUUGCUGGGCUCAACACUUUGGGCAUCUCCUUGGCUCGGGUUGAUUAUGUUCAAUAUGGUCAAAACCCACCCCACAUCCACCCCCGUGCAUCCGAGAUUUUGACGGUGGUGGAAGGCUCGCUCUAUGUUGGUUUCGUCACGUCAAACCCCGACAAUAAGUUAUUCUCAAAAGUUCUUAACAAAGGGGAUGUUUUUGUGUUUCCGCAAGGGCUAAUUCACUUUCAAUACAACUGUGGAACCAAAGAAGCUAUAGCCAUUGCAGCGCUGAGCAGCAAGAACCCUGGAGUGAUCACCAUAGCCAAUGCGGUGUUUGCAUCCAAGCCCUCCAUCUCAGAUGAUAUCGUUGCCAAAGCCUUUCAGGUGGACAAGAAGAUUGUUGAGCAUAUCCAAGCUCAAUUCUAGACACACAUCCGGUGAUAUGUUUAUUUGACUCAUUUGUCGUUUGAUUAAAGAUCAUGUUUGUGUGUUUCCUUAUAAUGUAUUUCCAUUGUAUGAUUUAUGUUAAUCAAGCUUUUGUGGAAGAAAAGCAAUUAUGUACUCAAUUGUCUUAAUGAUUAUCAUUUUGCUACUCUCCACUAUCUUAAAAAUAUUAUAAAGGGGAGUUUGUGGCCAUCCUCGCCACAAUGGUGAUACUUCCCCUCCUUGAUUUUCUUGCCCUAAGCAACCUUGGUUAUGUAACAUACGUUGAGAUUAUUUGUCCACCUUUUUCAUGAGACAGACUUUUGGAUUAAUUGGUUGGAGUAUGAAUUGAAUACUACAUGCCCUGUCUCCUUUUAUCAGGAUUACACUAAGGCAUGGGCAAAGAUUAUAGUAGAUAUUUUGUCAGAAUUAAGGAAAAGCAGCGAACAUCGAGAAUUUGUUUGCUUGGAUGGCAGACAAAACUUCAUACAUAAUCAAUCAGCCAUCUCCCACUUGUCAUAUUUUGAUACUCCCUCUGUAAAGAAGUAUUAAGAGUGUUUAGAUCACUACUUUAAUGAUCUAAAUGC
Triticum urartu is the source of this 1284-nucleotide messenger RNA. Its product is annotated as putative germin-like protein 2-1. Gene Ontology annotation, molecular function: manganese ion binding. The record is from RefSeq and is a predicted model, not a curated record. NCBI's taxonomy places the organism in Eukaryota, Viridiplantae, Streptophyta, Magnoliopsida, Poales, Poaceae.